This is a messenger RNA of Budorcas taxicolor (takin), 2724 nucleotides long. RefSeq names its product acyl-CoA synthetase family member 3 (gene ACSF3). Gene Ontology annotation, biological process: fatty acid metabolic process. Gene Ontology annotation, molecular function: medium-chain fatty acid-CoA ligase activity. The record is from RefSeq and is a predicted model, not a curated record. NCBI's taxonomy places the organism in Eukaryota, Metazoa, Chordata, Mammalia, Artiodactyla, Bovidae. The coding region runs from base 67 to 1827 and encodes 586 amino acids. The transcript has 10 exons.
CCCGGCUAGGAGGAGGUGCGCGAUCCCGGCCUGCGGAGGUACCGCCAGCUGGCGUCUGCUGCCGCGAUGCCAUUGCCACACGUGGGGAUGGCCCUCCGGCGCCUGGCCUGGGCCAUGGCCUCCCGCCGGCUGGCCCCCUGGACAUGUAGAGCGAGUGGCCUCCUGCACACGGCCCCAGCCGCAUGCUCGGACUGCAGUGCCCCGGUCUUCAGCCGCGCCCCAGCCUUCGGGGACAGGCUCGCUCUCGUCGACCAGCACGGCCACCACACGUACAAGGACCUCUAUUCACACAGCCUCCGCCUGUCCCGGGAGAUCUGCCAGCUCCGCGCUCGUGCUGAUGGGGACCUCCGGGAGGAGCGGGUCUCUCUCCUGUGCUCCAACGAUGUCUCCUUCGUGGUGGCGCAGUGGGCCGCGUGGAUGAGCGGCGGCGUGGCCGUCCCCCUCUACAAGAAGCACCCCCGGGCCCAGCUGGAGUACUUCAUCCAGGACUCGCGCAGCUCCGUGGUCCUUGCCAGCCUGGAGCAUGUGGAGCUCCUAAGCCCAGUGGCCCAGAAGCUCGGAGUUCCGCUCCUGCCUCUCCCGCCCACAGUCUACCAUGGGGUGGCCGAGGACCCUGAAGAGGGCCUGGUGCCAGAGCGGGACUGGAGAGACCGGGGUGCCAUGAUCAUCUACACCAGUGGGACCACGGGGAGGCCCAAGGGCGUCCUGAGCACCCACGACAACAUCAGGGCCGUGGUGACGGGGCUGGUCCACAAGUGGGCCUGGACAAAGGAUGACGUGAUCCUCCACGUCCUCCCGCUGCACCACGCCCAUGGCGUGGUCAACAAGCUGCUGUGCCCACUCUGGGUAGGGGCCACCUGUGUGAUGCUGCCCGAGUUCAGUGCUCAGUUGGUUUGGGAGAAGUUCUUAAGUUCUGAAGCUCCCCGGAUUAAUGUAUUUAUGGCAGUGCCUACCAUCUACAGCAAGUUGAUGGAUUAUUAUAACAAGCAUUUUACCCAGCCUCAUGUCCAGGAUUUCGUGCGUGCAGUUUGUGAAGAAAAAAUCAGGUUGAUGGUCUCGGGCUCUGCUGCACUGCCCCUUCCAGUGCUGGAGAAAUGGAAGGGCAUCACCGGCCACACUCUGCUGGAGAGGUACGGGAUGACGGAGAUUGGCAUGGCCCUGUCCAACCCCCUGACCGCAGCUCGCCUGCCAGGCUCUGUGGGGACCCCGCUGCCCGGCGUCGAGGUGCGCAUUGUGUCAGAAAACCCACAGAAGGACGGCUCCCCCUACAUUAUCCAUGCAGAGGGAAAUGAGGAGGACACCAAGGUGACCCCAGGGUUCGAGGAGAAGGAGGGUGAACUCCUGGUCAGGGGGCCCUCUGUGUUCCGAGAAUACUGGGACAAGCCGGAGGAAACGAAAGCCGCCUUCACUUCAGACGGCUGGUUCAAAACAGGUGACACAGCAGUGUUCAAGGACGGCAGCUACUGGAUCCGUGGCCGCACCUCGGUGGAUAUCAUCAAGAGCGGCGGCUACAAGGUCAGCGCCCUGGAGGUGGAGCGGCUCCUGUUGGCCCACCCCAGCAUCACCGACGUGGCUGUGAUUGGAGUUCCAGACAUGACAUGGGGCCAGCGGGUUACCGCAGUGGUGACCCUUCAAGAGGGCCACUCGCUGUCCCACCGGGAGCUCAAGGAGUGGGCCAGAGGCGUCCUGGCCCCGUACGCUGUGCCCUCGGAGCUGCUGCUGGUGGAGGAGAUUCCGCGGAACCAGAUGGGGAAGGUCAACAAGCGAGACCUCGUCCGGCAGCUUUACCCGCAUGAGAAGGGCACCCCCGAGGCCGGGAACCAGUGAGCCAGCCUCCCACGUGGCCAGAAUGAAACCGCCGUAAACCCUGCAGUGGCAUUGUGGCUGCAGCCAGACCCCACAGUUCAAUAUGCUCUGCACCCCUAACCCGCAGGUCCCUGUAUGUCCAGAGGUAUCUCGGGGAAGCUGGUCUCCCUGGAAACUCAUUAAAGGCCUCGCAGAGAAGCCAGUGCCUGUCUGGCAGUCCUGCCUGGGUCUGUGUGGCCCCUGCCCUCGCAUGGGGAGGGUGUGGUCCGCACGUGUGUGCACACUGCGGGGCAGGGUGGACGGCGGCCCUGGGAGGGUGUUUCCUGCAAGAGUGGGUGGCUGUGGAGUGUCCAGCGCCUGUGGCCCUGGCCGAGGCUCACUAGGCCUUCAGGGCCAGGGCCGUGGCUCAGGCGACCAGAGGGCAGGGAGUGCCUGACUCUUGGCCCCAGAGUGGCCACCUAGACCAGGUCGGGCUGGGGGCUAGUAUCUGGGGCUCUGGGGCCACUUGUUCCGAGUCGUGGCUGCAGCCUGGAUCCCACCAUCCUCAGGGUCCAGAGUGCUCAGUCGCCAGAGGUUGGCCACGAAUGGCCCCACUACUGCACCCCUGACCCUUGACCCUUCCUUCCCCUGUACUGUUCCUCUGCAACACCCUCAGCCCACUCCAGUCUUUGUCUGGAUGUCUCCCUCCUUCCCAGACACCCACUGGCCCCUGCUGCCUGGCCCCAGGCCCCCCUGCCCUCCCGAGCCAAAGGCAGAGGUGCCCUGGGAGACCCAAGGGUCAUGGGGAGGCUGAGCGGGAACGAGGACCGAGCCGAGGCCCAGAUGGGGAGCAUGUGGGGCCAAGGCCCCUGCCCCACCCUGAGUGUGCGGCCCGAGACUGCCCGAGGCCAGCCCCGGGCACAUCCACCUCAGCACCCU